Messenger RNA from Ctenopharyngodon idella (grass carp), 2536 nucleotides. RefSeq names its product N-acetylglutamate synthase (gene nags). Gene Ontology annotation, biological process: L-arginine biosynthetic process. Gene Ontology annotation, molecular function: L-glutamate N-acetyltransferase activity, acting on acetyl-CoA as donor; arginine binding. Gene Ontology annotation, cellular component: mitochondrial matrix. Bases 134 to 1714 code for a protein of 526 amino acids. The record is from RefSeq and is a predicted model, not a curated record. Lineage: Eukaryota; Metazoa; Chordata; Actinopteri; Cypriniformes; Xenocyprididae. The transcript is spliced from 8 exons.
GAGCUCCAUGGAAGCGGGCUCCUGACAGCUGAUUCAGCCACAUGGCCCCGCCUGGACCAUAUUCACCCCUGCAAAUCCUGUGGUCAGCUAAAGGUAAAGCUUUCGGGGGCCAUUAGAUUCCUCUGCACAAUUCAUGGCCAAAGUCAACAGCGGUUCGUCCGGUUGCAGGGCCAUGGCCAUGGCUGGCCAGUUUUGGACGAAACCGUCAGCCCUGAGUCAGCAGAGGAGCGCUCAUCAUCAGCGGAGACUAGUCACAGUGAAUCAGCGCAUGAGAUCAGCCAGUGCUGCGGGACAGUGGAGCAAAGCCCCAGCGUGGACCCAGCAGGAGCUCCUCAACAACACCACCCCGAGUGAGCUCAACGUCUGGUCUAACCGCACUCUGAUCUACAGAGAUGUCAAGGCUUUUCUUAAUCAAAUUGGAGGUGAUCCACGGGAGGCUCGGUACUGGCUAACACACUUUCAGCGGGCUGGUUUAUCUCCAGCGUUUGCGGUCCUGGAGGUUGACACAUCAGUGUUUGAUAGCCGUGAGAUGGUUCAGAGCCUGGCCUUUGGGCUCUCAUUCCUGCAGCGGAUGGAUAUGAAGGUUGUGGUGGUGAUGGGAUUGCCUCCUGAGAUGGAGGAAGAGGACAGCACCAAAACUGGGACUAAUUCCUCCCUUGCCAGGACUGUGAUGGUGAAACAUUGCCAGGCUUUAACAGAAGCACUUCAGCACAACUCAGCCAAUGUGAUGCCCUUCUUUAGUUCAGAGGCCCUUUUACAACUGCAGGACCCUCAGGAUAAGAGCAGCAGUGGUCCCACAGUUGUUGUGGACUCAGCUCUUCUGCAGUGGACUCUGGACUGUAGAGUCAUUCCGCUGGUCUGUCCAGUGGGCCGCGAUGAAGGUGGCCGUUCUUCUGUUCUCAGCCCGAUCCAGGUGACGGCAGCCAUCUCGCAAUCACUGCAGCCCCUGAAAGUCAUAUUCCUGAACAGCUCAGGGGGGCUCCGUAACCAAAACCACAAGGUGUUGGGUUUAGUGUCAUUGCCUGGAGAUUUGCCAGGCCUGAGUUCUGUGAAAUGGCUGAGUGACAUGGAGAAAAAGCGCAUCAGUACCAUUGCACAGCUGCUCAACCUGCUGCCGGUAGAGAGCUCGGCUGUACUCACCUCAGCAGGAACGCUCCUUACAGAACUCUUCAGCCAUAAAGGCGCAGGCACCCUGUUUAAAAAUGGAGAUCCCAUCCACAGAUACAGCAGCCUAAAUGACAUUGAUGUUGGCCGUCUCUUGGCACUGAUUAACAAGUCUUUUGAGAGGAACCUGAGAGAGGAUUACAUAGCAUCUCUCAAGGGCAGACUGCAUUCUAUUUACCUGUCUGAAGGGUACAGUGCGGCUGCUAUAAUCACAACAGAGCCUGUGAACAGCGGCACUCCAUACCUGGACAAAUUUGUGGUCAGCAGCAGUAAACAAGGGCAAGGAACUGGCCAGAUCUUGUGGGAGUGUAUUCGUCAGGACUUGGGCAAGCUCUUUUGGAGAUCCCGUGCUACUAACCGUAUCAAUCCCUGGUAUUUCAAGCACUGUGAUGGCAGUUUUGUAAAUGGUCACUGGAUUGUAUUCUGGCUUGGCCUUUCAGACAUCCGUGAGUCUUAUGAGCUGGUGGAGUAUGCCAAGUGCCUUCCUGACUCCUUCGGCUCUCAAACCAUAACAGAAGCAGAACCCCUUCAGCAACCCCAAGGGUCUUAAAAUCAUACUCAUCUCAUGCCCUGUGAGGUCACUGCAUCAUAUUUUCACACUGUCUUCGAGUAUUGGCUGAGUAAAGGAACAAUUCAAACCCAUAUUUUGACUUCCUUUCUUGAACACAAAAGGAGUUUUGCGUCAUCUGCCCCUGGCCCCCAGCCACUUUCUUUAAAAAAAGGGGUUUUUGUAACAAUGCCGUAUAGAACAGUGGAUCUCAACCUUUCGACUCCAUGGUCCUCCAUUGUCCUUAACAAUAUUCAAAAGCCUCCUAGCCCUAGUUCUGUUUUCAAAACUUAUUUUAAUUUAGUUUUUAUAAUUAAAAUAAUUACAUUUCAGGGUUCCAGAGGUUUUAAAAGCUGAGUGUUCCCAAGCUUUUUACCCAGUGACUCUUCCAGUAGAUCAUGAUUUACUGGAGAAGAAUUAAAGAUAAAGAUUUUUUUUUUUAAAUAUUUUUUACUUUCAAUUUCUACCCAAUAAAAUAUUUCAGAGCUUUGCAUAAAUAGUAAAAUGUUUAUUCAUUAUAAAAUUGUCCAUGGAGUUUUAAAAUUGUAUUAAUUUAUGUGAUUCUUCCAGGUCUAUAAAUCACUAUUUUAAAAUCAGGCAACAGUUUCUAAGGGAAAAAAAUGAAGUAAUGUUUAGAUUUAGUUGUUUUAGCUUAUUUUAAUGCUUUUUUUUGUCGUUUUAAUUCAUUUUAUUCAUCUUGAGACCCCUUCUGAAUUUGUGGGCCCCUGCCUCCUGGUUGAGAACCACUGCCAUAGAAGAACCAUUUUUUGUGCCAUAGACGAACCUUUCCAUGAACAUUUCUUAAUAAAAGAACAUUUUUUCUUC